AAUUUCGCGGGAGAUGAUCACAAAUCUAUACUGAGUUUUUCGGCCACUUUUAUUACAUUCUGUCUAAUUAUCUAGACAUGAUCUGCAUCAUACUUGUUGCGGGACACGGAAUUCUCCUGGAAAAAGAAAUUAAGAAAGACUCAUCAAACCGAUACACAAACCUCCAGGGGGUCCCAAAGGCCCUGCUCCCCGGGGUGGGGGGCAAGAAGAUCCUGACGUUCUGGUGGGAUGCGCUCAACACGAGGCAGCUGUUCAGUGAUGUGUACCUGGUGACAAAUGCAGACAAGUACAAGCAUUUUGAGCGUUGGGCGACAGCUCAUGACUUCCCAGUGGAAAAUAUCGUCAACGACGGCUCGACAACAUUUGAGACGCGACUUGGCUCUGUGGCAGACUUCGAGCUUGUCCUACGCAACAAACGUGUCAAUGAUGAUGUCAUGGUGGUAGCAGGAGACAUGCUGUUCCAAGAUCAGAAGUUUGACCUCUCUCAAGUUUUAGACUACUUCAAACUGAAGGAAGGAGAACUGGCGAUCUACUAUGAAAUGGAACCAUCAGAGAGAACAGAGUCAAGAGGGAUUGUAGAGGUGGAGAAAACAACCAACAGAAUCUCCAAGUUUCUUGAGAAGCCCGCGGCUGAUCAGACAUCUUCCCGUCUUGCCAGCGUCGUCUUCUACUGCUUCAGAAGGAAAACCCUGGAAACUAUCCCACAGUUUCUUGAACAACACCCAGAUGUCAACAGUCGAGUGUUUGGGCAGUACAUGAGCUGGCUUGUGAAUGAAACGAUCCCAGUCUACGGUAUGAAGCUGCCGACAGGCUUCCAGCUGAUUGGUCAAGUUGGACUGGCCGACUAUGAGAAGUGGCUGAGCUUCUUCUCCAGUAAGCAGUACGAUCAGGCAGCACGGAAGGCCAUCACUGCAAGGGCGUACGCUAGGAUCGGUCUGAUUGGCAACCCAUCUGAUGGUUUCUACGGCAAGACGAUCUCCAUGACGAUAGCAAACUUCUGGGCGGAGGUGACGAUCUCGGAGAGCGAGCGCGUUGUGCUGACCCCUAACCCCUUGUGUGACCCCACACAGUUUGGAAGUCUCAGCGACCUCCACUGUCAGAGUAGGAAGGAGGGCUAUCUCGGUGGUUUGCGUCUAAUCCAGGCCACAUGUAAGAAGUUCUAUCAGUACUGCUCGACACGAGGCAUCGCGCUCGCCAAGCGGAACUUCACGCUGAAAUACGACACCAACAUUCCACGGCAGGUCGGCCUGGCGGGCAGCAGUGCUAUCGUCACGGCAACGCUUAAGUGCCUGAUGCAGUUCUUCAACCUCACAGACAAGGAUCUACCAAAGCCGAUCCAGCCCCAGUUCAUCCUGGAUGUGGAACAGGAGGAACUGUUCAUCACUGCAGGACUGCAGGACAGAGUUGUGCAGGUUUAUGAAGGUCUGGUGUACAUGGACUUCAGCAAGGACAUCAUGGAGGCUGAAGGUCAUGGCCGAUAUGAGUGGCUUGACCUGUCCCGAGCUCCGCCCCUAUGGUUGGCUUACCUCAGUGACCCCAGCGACUCAGGUCGUUUCCAUAGCAAUGUCAGACAAAGGUUUAAUAAUGGUGACAAGGAAGUUUUAGAGGCUAUGAAGACCUUUGCUGACUACACAGACCAGGCCAGGGUUUCACUAGAAGCAGGGGAUGCUGUGAAACUGGCUGAGCUCAUGAACAUGAACUUUGACCUAAGAAGAAGAAUCUAUGGUGAUGCAGCUGUGGGGCAGAAAAACCUGCAGAUGGUGGAGAUAGCUAGACAGCAUGGUUCAGCUGUGAAGUUCUGUGGCAGUGGAGGGGCUGUGGUAGGCUUGUGCCCUGACCAAAACAACCUGGUCCAGAUGAAGAGGCAGCUUCAGGAGGAGGGUUUCGUAGUCUGUGACAUCAUUCCUUAUGGCAGCACCCCUAAUGGCAAUAAUGGUACAGGCCUGUUGCCCGGCAACCCAGCAUUCUUGGAGGACCUUUUUGACAGUGGUUAAAAGAGUCAGGAAAUGAUUACAAAAUAACAUUGACUUCCUUUUCUGCAAUGAUGGUUUUCAGGAAACAACUUGUCAUUGACUUGAAUGCCUUUGUAUAUGAAUGAAUUAACUCUUAUUUAUACAACUAGAAAUACUGUGUCCAGCAAAAUGAGGGAUAUAUGUAAUAAAUUGAGAUUUGAUGAAGCCACGUUACCAUUGAACAUACAAAAACAGACACAUUAUAUAUGUACAGUGAAUAUUCAUGUUGAAUGUAGAGAAAGGAGAAGUUACAAGGAUCUGGCUCAAACUCUCUUUUCCGUUGUUUAGUACAUUUUUAAAUUAGUACACGAUGUGAGAAAGAGAUACACUAACAGUUAGUAGAAAGAUAUUGCAAGAACAGGUGCAAAAUAUAUGUACAGGUACCCGUACAUAAGGACCACUGCUUUUACCAGAAAACCUCUUAGCUCCUUCGUAAGUCUGCAAAGUAUAUUUUUAUACAGGGAGUUUCAAGGAUUUUUAUUUUUUUCACAUUGUGAUAUUACUCUCCAAAAUGGCAUUAAUUGCAGUCUUCAUUUUGUAUACAUAGGUUGGAUAUUGAAAUCAUGUCAUUGAUAUUUACAAAAUUAUCAAAACUUUUCAUGAAUGCACUCAGUCUCGCUGACAUGAAUGUAUAUAUACUGGUAACCUUAUUAUGCUAUCUACAGUGAGAUUUUGUAGCAAAUUGCGGUAAUUCUUUUUUAAUACAAGUGUAGAUUAGGUAUACUUUGUAAAAUAUAAUACACACUGUUGCACAAUCUUGUAAUUGUUCCUACAAAAGUAUCACAGUUACUGUACAAUGAUCAUUGAAAUAUAAAAUGACAAUAUCUUACAUUAGAUUCUCUUAAAUUUUCACAAACUUUUUUCUCAGACUUGGUUGUUGAAAAAUACAAUGAACAGUCUUACUUGAAUUACAAAGUCUUCAAUUUGCUAAAAUCACCCCAGGCCUGUCAAAAGGUUACAGUUCAUUAAAAUGGAUUGUACUGCUUGAUGCAUGCAACUGUCAACAUUAUACUGCAUCUAUUGUAUUUAUAUUUUUUGUAAAAGUAUUUUUUAAAAUGAUUUUCCUUAGUCUGAGUAAUACGCUGAUUAUUACAAACAGAAUUUCCUAUGUACAGGUGCAAACAAUUGACCAACACCACCAAUAAAAGCUUACCAUAACAAUUCA
Branchiostoma floridae (Florida lancelet) is the source of this 3177-nucleotide messenger RNA. RefSeq names its product glucuronokinase 1-like. Gene Ontology annotation, molecular function: glucuronokinase activity; ATP binding. The record is from RefSeq and is a predicted model, not a curated record. Gene Ontology annotation, biological process: biosynthetic process. NCBI's taxonomy places the organism in Eukaryota, Metazoa, Chordata, Leptocardii, Amphioxiformes, Branchiostomatidae.